UCGAUAGAAGAAAAAAAAACAUUUUCCCUUGCCUCGGUGACAAUAAGAAAAAAAUCUUACCCUUUGAGGAUUAAAAGAUAUUGAAUUUCUGCAAAGAUUGCAAAUUUGUGCAGAUUUAUCUCCCCGCACACGCCCCACGCAGAAGUGGUAGCGUCCCAAAAUGGAGCGGCGUGAUAACAAGAGCGCUCUGUUUGUGAAGAAUUUCCCCCCAAUUUUGGCGCCUUGUGAGAAAGUUGAAUUCCUGCAGAAUUUCGGGGCGAAGGAUGUGGCGAUUGUGGGUGCAAACUGUGCCAGGGCACAUUUUGGGUCGGAAGAGGAGGCAAAACGUGCACUCUUCAAGCUCCACCAGCUGGAUAUUCUCAAUCACAAACUCGUCGUAACGUACGCAAAGGAUUCCUUCUGGAGGGUUGAUCCCACAAUACCCUACCUGCCCAAUGCCAGGGAUUCACCGACAAUAUUGAAUAGUCUGCAGGAUAAUUCGGAGCGUCUUGAGGGUUUCGUAAAGAACCUCGUGGCUAUAAAUCACCAUCUAAACUUCACACAGCCACCAAGUGAUUAUCUCCACUAUGAUUACCCACCCCCAACACCGCAUAUUCUCCGUGCGAUUUCACUGCAACUACAAGCCGUCCCCAAGUUCUACACACAGGUGUGCCACAUUAUGAACCGUAUGAAUCUCGUGCCACCGUUCAGCGGGGUGGCAAAGCAGCACAAUACUCGGGAUGUGGGUGUCCAGACGACUUCCGUGGAGAAUGGAAUUAAUGGGAAAGGUGGUGGGAUUAAGCGCUCCCGCGGGAAGCUCGUGGCUUCCGAUGAGAGUGAACUUGAGUCAGAUCAUGAGGAUGACAGUGAGAAGAUUCUCAAACGUUUGGCUGACAAAAGGAAGCACGUGCCAUCGGAGGCGGAACACACCAAAAGAAUUCGUUCAAUUCUCGAUGCUGAGAAGCACAAGAGUCUCGUGAUGAAGUCCCUGGUGGCACCAAAAAUCGAGUCAGGGGCAUCUGCGGUACCACCAAAAGUGCCUCCUUUUGAACGGGCAAACGGACAAAUUGCGAUGCCGCGAAAAAUCACCCUCAAUGUCCCACCGAAUAUGGGAAAUCCCUUCAUGAAGAAUCCCAAUGUGAAGGAACCACCCGUGCUGAUGCCACCGCCACCAGCACCUGAUUCAUCCAGCAGUAGUGGUUCAUCAUCAUCGUCGUCCAGUAGCUCAACUGCCUCCUCCUUGACCCUCACUGGGUGCUUCCUCACUGAUAAGCAACUCGCAGAGAAGCGCAUCCCGCGAGAGAAGCUCAAAGAGAUGCCCGUAUUCAGCGAGUACACACCCGGGUUCCCAUCGAAUCAGCUCUACGUGAAGAAUAUCGACAAGGAAGUCACGCGUGAUGAUCUCUGGUACGUCUUCGGACGGUACUCAAAGCACAAGAAUGACAUCCAGAUUGACUGCAAAUUCCAAGGAAAAUUCCGUGGGCAGGCAUGGAUAAAGUUCAACAAUGAGACAGGUGUGAAAGUUGGCGAGCGUCAGGUUGAUCGAGCUCUACGUGAGAUUCAUGGAUUCAUCCUCAAAAAUAAACCACUGCACGUUAGCUAUGCAAAAUCUGUGUACUCUGGAAGUUCCACCAAGUCCCAAUAAUUUCCCACCGACAUUUCCCUUUUCCUCACCACGCCAAAUUUUUUUUUUACUCACCAAUAAAUGAAGUUCAAAAGUUUAAUGUAGGUUUAAGAGAAAAGAAUUACAAUGAAGUUCCUUUUU
Messenger RNA from Lutzomyia longipalpis, 1744 nucleotides. RefSeq names its product RNA-binding region-containing protein 3. Gene Ontology annotation, biological process: mRNA splicing, via spliceosome. Bases 161 to 1624 code for a protein of 487 amino acids. The transcript is spliced from 2 exons. The record is from RefSeq and is a predicted model, not a curated record. Gene Ontology annotation, cellular component: U12-type spliceosomal complex. Lineage: Eukaryota; Metazoa; Arthropoda; Insecta; Diptera; Psychodidae. Gene Ontology annotation, molecular function: pre-mRNA intronic binding; U12 snRNA binding.